This is a messenger RNA of Brienomyrus brachyistius, 5031 nucleotides long. It is a transcript of the gene rnf111, whose product is annotated as ring finger protein 111. The coding region runs from base 617 to 3703 and encodes 1028 amino acids. Gene Ontology annotation, molecular function: ubiquitin protein ligase activity. Lineage: Eukaryota; Metazoa; Chordata; Actinopteri; Osteoglossiformes; Mormyridae. The transcript has 13 exons. The record is from RefSeq and is a predicted model, not a curated record. Gene Ontology annotation, biological process: ubiquitin-dependent protein catabolic process.
UUAGGCGAGUCAUCAAGCUAGGGUCAGCGACAGUCGUAAACUCCAUGAAACCGUCGCAAACUGUCGCAAAGCUGUUCCUCUCAGCAGGCUCAGGGGAUUUUUCAGAAAACAAAUCGGGUCGAACGCAAGCGGAGGCUGAAGCUGCCCGGGUAAACAACAGCGAACGCCUCGGAGAGGCAGGAAUGGGGACUUCAUUGCGGGCCCGGAUGGAAAACGAAGAGGAAUUCCCACCUUUCGUGAAGAAAAAAUAGAUUAAGCCAUUGCCUUUGUGAUUCGGCCAUAGGACUGUUGACGUAGUUUGCUGUUAAAGAGAAAGAAUAGAUUAUUACAUAUGCGAAAGCCUAUGUCGUUCGCCUUUUUGUUAAUGGUUCGGUUAAAUCGGGCCUCUGGUUUCGUGUUGUCAGCUUCGCAGCCUCUUUGCUGACGGUCUUCACCGCAUUUUGCCUCUUUUAUGGCCAGCUAGCCUGCUAGCCAGCUAGUUGUUUAUUCCGAAGGAAGGAUACUGUUGUGUCAAGUUUAUCUAAUACGGCUGUGGUGUGCUGCCGGACCUCCGAUGGGACUUUAGGACCCAGGGAAUCCACCCCGAGUAGCACAUCUUCAGGGAACUGGUGCCGCAAUGAAAAGCGAGGUUCCGUCCAAUGGCCCACGCCGGCAUGAGCACCUGAAGGCGGCGCUGGCUAACCCUGAGCCAGUGGAGGCUGCGAAGAGCUUUCCAGCCAGUGUGGAGAUGGUAGCCAAAGUGGGCAGUGAGUUUUCCCCACUGUGUGCGGAGGCUCGGUCCCGACCUCUGCGGGAGGUUAACGUGGGGGGCCGGAGAGACUCGGACAGGGGCCUCGUCGGCCGCAGGAAGCGCCGGAGUCAGCAGCCGGGGCCCUCAGCUCGGGCCCUGAAGGAGGGACCUACUACAGACGUCUCCCGCCACCGGUCUGGGCUACUGGAAGGCCACAGUGAGGAUGAGCACAUGGCAGAGUCAUCCUUCAGUGAUUGUGUGUCCUCACCAUCCUCGAGCCUGCGCUUUGGGGAUUCCGACACGCUCAGCUCGGAAGAGGAGGUGGAGCCUAUGGUAGAGGGGGGCGGGACAGUUGCUGGGGGGGAGGAGUCGCAGCACAGAGCCAUUGUAGGUGCUGGGGGCGGGGCAUCGGGGGGUGGGCCACGCUCCUCCCUGGGCCGGACUCGGAGCAGCCGGUUGCACAGGUGGGCACGCCCAGGGCUGGAUGCUGUGUUCCCCACGAAGAGGUCCCGGCCGAGCGGCCGGCGCUCCCUCCACCGAAAGCGGUUGGCGAAGGUGGGCGUGGCCACAGCCUCGCGGACUCCAAGGCAGAAGGAGCGGCUGCUGCUGCAGCGCAGGCAGCGGGAGGUGAUCGCCCGCAGGAAGUACGCCCUGCUGCACAGCAGCAGCAGCUCCACCGAGGAGCUGAGCCGGGAUGACUCCUCCGCCAGCUCCACCGAGGCUGAGGAUGAGCUCUACGUUGAUGUCAGCAGCAGCCAACCCAGCAGCACCGCCAUGGCAACAGGUCCUUUGGACGAGGAUGUGGUGGUGAUCGAGGCUACGACAGCGCCCCCUAUACCUGCCAGCGAGGAGAUCAACGUCACGUCCACCGACAGCGAGGUGGAGAUCGUCACCGUCGGCGAUGCCUUCAGGCCUCGCUCCGGGGGGGGCAGCGGCAGGAUGACCUGGGGGCCCAGCUGCUCCCAGAUGCGUCCCCAGGAGCAGCGCGGACGCCACCGGGUCUCCACCGUCAUCCAGCCGCUCCGGCAGAGCGCCGGCGAGGUGGUGGACCUCACAGUGGACGAGGAUGAUCUCUCUGUAGUGCCAACUACCCCCAGCAGUGGCCACGCCCAGCUUGUUGGCUCCUCCUCUUCCUCCUCCUCCUCGUCCUCUAGCCAUGCCUCUACCUCAGAGCCCCCCCGGGAAGCCCCAGGACCUUCCACCAGGCCUGGCCCGGCUCCGGACAGCACAGCGGGCAGCGCCGUCGGGGGUAGGACUGUGCCGUCCUCACUUUUAGUGGCUAAUGAAGGAAGGGGGCAUCAGAGGAAUGUUUCCCCUGUGCUGACCCCCCACCCGUGUUUGUUGCCCCAUGAAGAUGAUGCCAGGCGAGGCUCCUCAGGGCUGAUGGGCGAUGGUGUGGCGAUGCCCCGCCUUCCUUCCUGCUGCCCCCAGCACUCACCCUGCGCCGGCCCCUCCUCCGGGCACCUCCCCCUCAGCCACGCCCACUCCAGCUGCAUGCAGGCCCCGCCCACCCAACAGCCGACACCCCAGCAUGGCCACGGCCAACACUUUCACCACCAUCACCACCAUCAUCACGGAGCGCCUGCCCCGCCCUCGGCCCCUCAGCUCCCCUUCCCCGAGCCUGGCUGCCCCCUGGAGAGGUCGUCUGCGGGGCCCGGACCCUGCAUUGGGGUUUCCAGCACCAGCGGCCAGUACCAUGAUCAGACCCUGCCAGUGGACCUCAGUAGCAGCAGCUCCAUGAGGACCGGUGGUGUGACCUCGGCCGCUGGCUUCCAUGCCGCCUCCGCCUUCGAUCCCUGCUGCCCCGGCUCGUCGGCCCGCCCCCCUCCAUACGCCUCUCAGCCCGCCCCAGGGCCCAGCCAGCCGGGCGCCCCCGACUGCUUCGGGUCGGCCAUGCCAGCCCCACCCCCAGCCCCUCCCCAGCUGUCCUCCUGCAGGCACUAUAUGCACCCUACCUACGGACCUCUCAGCCGCUCCCUUCACCACCAGCCUCCGUCCUCCUGCCCUCACUCCCACGGGAACCCGCAGUCCGCUCCACAGCCACCCCCCCAGGCUGACUACGUAAUUCCCCACCCGGUGCACCCCUUCCACACGCCCCUGCCAUCUCAUGGCCCCGCCCCCGGCCACACCGUGCCCCCCACGGCCGUGCCGCCACCCUCUCUCUCCGGCCACAGCCUGUCGGGCUCCGCGGGCCCCCUCCCCCAGCACCUGCCCCCCGAGCACCAGGCUCUCCACCACCACGUGCCGCCGCUGGGCCCUUCGGUCCAGAGGCUGCACCAGCACGACCUGCUGCAGAGGAUGGAGGUGCAGAGACGCCGGAUGAUGCAGCACCCCACACGAGCCCAUGAAAGACCACCGCCUCACCCCCACAGGAUGCACCCCAACUACGGACACGGUCACCACAUCCACGUGCCACAGACCAUGUCCUCACACCCUCGCCAGCCAGACCAGCGGACCACCUGGGAGCUGGGGAUCGAGGCAGGAGUGACCUUAGCCCCAUACCCCUCGGGGCACCUCCACCUCCCUCACUACCACCCCCCGCCCAGGCUGCACCACUUCCCCAUCCCGUUUGUGCACACGGGCGUUCCUGAAGUGACGUACCCACACAUCCGCUAUAUCUCAUCCAGGAUGACGGGAUUCCGGCGGACCUAUGAAGAUCUGCUGCACCUAGAAGAGAGGCUGGGAACUGUGAACCGCGGUGCCUCUCAGGGAACCAUAGAGAGAUGCACGUACCCACACAAGUACAAGAAGAGGAAGCUGCACGGGAAGCAGGAGGAAGAUGAGGGAACGGAGGAAGACACCGAGGAGAAGUGCACCAUCUGCCUGUCUAUACUGGAGGAGGGAGAGGAUGUCAGACGCCUUCCCUGCAUGCACCUGUUCCAUCAGCUCUGCGUGGACCAGUGGUUGCUCACCAACAAGAAAUGCCCCAUCUGCAGAGUGGAUAUCGAGGCCCAGCUGUCUGCGGAGAGUUGAUGCUGCUCUCAGAAACCUCUUAUGUGAUUUUAAUUCUCUUCCUUUUCUUCCGUGAUGCAGUCAACCAAAGAUGGCAUGAAUUAUGGGAAAAACAAUAAGAUGUCGAGCAUUUAAAACACAAUGCUGGCCGCCACAUAGUACCCAUCCUGCUAAAAGCGUUUUCAGUGAGGAUUUUAAAUUUUGAUUAUAUUUAUAAAGCUUUUUAUGUAGCUAUUCUCCCCCUCCUGUGUUCUCUUUUUUUCCGCAUGGUUCUUUGUGACGCAUUUCUUUGCACAUGUAAUGAAUUAGGCUGCUCACGGCCUAAAUACGUGCUGAGUGUGCUACUCUGGUAAAGGAAGCAUUUCUAUGUUCAUGAUGCCAUGCUUUACUGGAAUAGAAUGUCAGCUUCAACCAUAUCAAGACUCAUUUAAAUGAUUCUGUUUGUUUGCAUAUGGUCAGUUUGAUCAUUUGGGGGUUGGGGGAAUUAUUAAUAACACAUUCCUUAAAAUUAGGAGGAAGACCCAAACAGCCGCUGUAUUACGUCGUUGAACCACCAUGCAGUGUCCAUUGAAUGGGAACAAUCACAAAGCAUGUCACUUCCCAGAAAAUACACAUACUUGGCAACCCACCCCCCACUGGUUUUUAUGCACAAUGUUGCACACAUUUGCAGCUGACGUUUGAGGAAAAAUAAUGAUUGAAUGUCACUUGGUGUAUUUUAAAUUAAUUUUUGAUCUUGUGUGUGGGAGAUGCCUUAUGUCAGUCUGUGUUGUAUGUGGGCAAAGCUGGACAACAUCUUCUUAGGUAUCUGACAGGCAAACCAGGUUCCACCUGAUUGUGUAACCUGUGGGCGAAAGUGAAUCAUGGACUGGAGGCUGAGUAUGGCCACGCCCCCCAUUUCAUUAGCGUUCCCGUUUUAUAAAUAUGUGUUCGGACUGCCCGUUAAUGACGUCUCCAUGUGAGGUGUUGGUAACAAUCCAUCUUAACAAAGCUAGUUAUCAGUUGUCAGGUCUUUGAUUUAUUUUUUAUUUUUUUCUUUUGCAGCAAAUGUUUUUUGCCCUGAAGAACUUAACACUAAUGUUAUUCUCAACUAGCUAACUUGCAUAUACUUGCACAUCAAAAGCUGAAAGUAAUAAGACAGGGGUCUUGUGAAAAUAAGUGUGUUGAAUCGAUGUAUUUCUACUCUGACUGCUGACUUUCGGGGGGAAGAAAAUCUCACUUUGAAUGGAGUGUUAAAAUACAGUACUUACGGCAGGUAUCCAUGCGUUCAGAUUUAAUGGCCCCAUGUUGCGUCUCGGGGGAUUUAUAUUAGUUUUAAAAUAAUAUUAAUAAAUAAAGUUAGGCAACUCUUA